AUGACCUCUAACACCCUCAUGACUUUCCUGCUGAUUACCAAACCUGAGGUCCGGUCAGUCAAACUGCUCGGAUCGUGGGAUAAUUUCUCCAAGCAAUAUGUGAUGGAAAGGGACAAGCGCGUUGGCCCGGGCCACUGGAAAGGAUGUCAUACCUUUACGGAUAUCAUUGGCGACGGGCCUGACAAGACUCAAUGGCGAACCGGGGGUCUCAAGAUGGGAGGCACCUACUGGUACUAUUACCUUUUGAAUGACGAUAUUGAAUAUUAUAACGAAAGAGAACCUGCCACCACAAAAUGUCCUCUGCUUCCCGGGCAACCGGUGAAUGUGCUGAAUGUGCCCAUCAUCUUACCCGAUAGUCGGUCCCAUGGACGCUCGGGCAGCAACAGCUCCCUCAAGUCUGAAUACCGAACGAUGAACCCGGAGGACAAGUUCAUGAACCCGCGCAAGCCUCCACCGCAGCCUCAACCAGUGCGUCUUCAGACUUCCACGUCCGUGCGUCGCCAACCGAGUCCAGCGCAGGCUGCCACCUCCCCAAUUUCUAGCAUGAUUCACAGGAGCAAGUCCCAGCCGAACAGUGCCACUCGCAGAAGUCAUACUUCGAAGGACUCGCGUUCCUUGUCUCCCCCGAGAGCACGGGCCCUUCGUGCUGCUCUAGGACAACCCAAUGGGACAGAGAACCGGGCACCUGAGACAUGGCAAUCAAACAAUGCUUCAAACAAAAUUGUUGAGACGCGACGCAAUGUCCCUGGGAUCAAGAUUAGUGCCGGAAUCGCAAUUCCCUCCUCCGCAAACUCGCCUAACAAGCUGGGCCCUUCGACCAUUCAAAGUCGGCGCGCAUUGAAGACCGGAGAUGGAUCCCCGGGUCGCCUUCUCACUGUCCAGACGCGCCCUGAGCAUCGUGCACACAGUCCUCCGCGUGUGAACGGCAAGAAUGCAGCCUAUGAUGAGUCUCAUACUAUCAGGGAGGCGCUGGAAGAUAUUGCAAACUCCAGCGACUUGCCAACACCAACCAAACCAUUCGCCAAGAAGGAAAAGAGGCUUCCAACACUGCCGAACUCUCCUUCCUCCGUGAUGGACGAAGCCGUCCGUGCCAUCGACGAAAGAGACCAAGCCAUGGACGCGGAGGCUCUGCGCAGUCACUUCUCUAGCAUGACAAUGACAGACGAUUCUAUCCACUCUCGCUUCAUCCCAGAACGCAGCCGAUUCUCGGAAUGGAGCACUGACACUGAAGCCGACGACUACAACACACCGGAAUCAAUGGUUUCAACCUCGACCUUCAACCAGGACUACAACUCCGAAAACGAUGCCUCAGACGACCGAUGGAAAACCCCCGAACUCUCCCAGUCUGGCGAUGCAGCAAUAAACACAGAUCCCAACACUCCCCAUCUUACCGUCCACUCCAAACCCUCGUCUCCGAACUCAGCCGAAGGCGAAGGCGACCUCCCCUGGAACAUCUCCCUCCCUCAUCUCACCGUGUCUCUAUCCUCUCCCAGUAUCAACGGCUCAGGGCUGGGUAUCGAAGGAAUGGACGAAGUGGAAAGCAACCCAAAGCGCCACGCCGCCCUCUUCAGCGCCCUCGAAUCAAUGGAGGCACUCGCCAUGUCCCGCAGCCCCGAUUCAUCUCCCAUCGUCCUUCCCCAGGUCCUGCAUGAUUCAGUCUCUGAAAGGAACCUCUCUGGAGAGCGGAGACCCAGUUAUCAGGCUGAGUCUAUUCGCUCCCGACGCAGCAACACAGAUUUCCAGGCUGGUAAUACUACCAUGCAGGAGUUGAUGGAUGAGCUCAGUUAUCUGAAGAAUAUGAUCCAGGCUGAGAUGGAUGGCACUCCUUUCUAA
Messenger RNA from Penicillium antarcticum, 1833 nucleotides. RefSeq lists its product as uncharacterized. The transcript has 3 exons. Bases 1 to 1833 code for a protein of 610 amino acids. Lineage: Eukaryota; Fungi; Ascomycota; Eurotiomycetes; Eurotiales; Aspergillaceae. The record is from RefSeq and is a predicted model, not a curated record.